CUAAAUAACAUAUUUGGAAAAUAAAAAUAAAUUUAAAUAAAAAGUAUUUAACAAAAGUUAUGUGGUGCAGAAAAAAGUGUAUAAAAAACAUAUAAAAGAGGUUUGAUAAAGAAAAAUCAAAUUUUGCACCAUACUUGUUUGUAUUUUUUAUCAAAAUACUCGUAUUAGAGAAGCAACAUGAGACGCGACAGUCACUGAAUAACGUUAACCAUCAUCCGCAUUUAAAUAAAAUUUUCACUGGAUACCCAAAAACUGCCUUUUUUAUCCAGAACAAGCGAUCAUCAAAAAAAAACUAUUUUGCCGUUUAUAACUUAAUUUAAAAAAAGAUAAAUUAAUUAUAAAACCUCCGAAGGCAAAAAAAAAUAAUUUUCAUCCUGAUAUUGGAGACAUCAUAUAAAAGGAAUAAACAACAGUCGUGGUACAUUGAUGUUAAAAUAAUAGUAAAUAAAAUUGUUUACGCUGAGGCCAAAUACCAUCUUUAGAGAAAACUUCAUCAUAAUAUUCAACAACAAUGUGGAAGAAAAUCUUUAUAUUUAUUACAUUUUUUAAUGGAUUGUCUUUUGUUUAUGGUGAAGAUGACGUACUUAUAAGGACACGUGGCUCGUCUGUUACACUAGAGUGUCCGUUGGACGUAAAUGCUUGCGGGGAAUUACAUUCAGUGAAAUGGUUCAAAGGCAACGACAGAAUUGCAGUCGUGUCAGGCGACGGUGAAGUAGCCAAUGUGGAAGGUGAACUACAGGGAAGACUAUCAAUUGACCAUUCACCCUCAGGGCCGAGCACUAGAUUGCAUAUCAAAAAUUUACAAGUAGCUGACGAUGAUACCUACUUGUGUGAAAGCACAUAUUUAGAACCACUAGAAUCUUGCGAUACUACAGGAGCUUAUAACAUUAAGUUAAGUAUACAUGUACCGCCUUCCUCAAUUGUGAUGCUAGAUGAAUCUGGACAUUUGAUUAGAAAUGGAACAAAAACAAAACCGUUGCGUGAGGGAGAGACGUUGACGAGAUCUUGCGAAGCAAUUGGCGCUCGUCCAACACCCUCAAUCGGAUGGUACAAAAAUGGGGAGAAAAUACAGGACGUCGUAGCAACUGAAGAAAUUGAUGGUUUAUUUACUGUAAAAUCAAAAUUUUCAUUAUUACUCUCUCGUGCUGAAGUCAACAGCCAUUUAGAAUGUAUAGUUGAAACCCCUGCCUUAGAGAAUAUUGUUAGUAACUAUUUAUCGCUCGAAAUGGAAGUGCGACCAACAAAAAUUGAUCUUUCUGGAGUCGAGCAUCAUGUCGUCAAAGGAACGAAAGUCCUGCUUCAAUGCGAUGUCCACGGUGCACGUCCAGCUGCAAAUAUAACGUUCUAUAACAACAGCAGAAUUGUGACAGAUGGUGAGAAUGGUGUCAGCAUUAGCACAAAAAUUGAAGAGAAAAACGAUGGGACGUACACCACAGUUAGCCAAAUGAUAUUUACCGCCACUAGAUUCGAAAAUGGGGCACAAAUUAAAUGUGAAGCAGAUAACAUUGUAAUGCGAGAAGAUUUCGAAAGACCACUUCACGAUACACUCGAUCUCGAGGUAAUGUAUCCGCCUGUAGUGUUUGUGCGUCCCGAUAAUAUUACCACAAAUGAGACGCAAGAUUUUCUCCUUUUCUGCGACUACGACGCCAAUCCGGCAUCUCUGGAACGCGUUACAUGGAUGAAAAACGGAGAAGUCCUCAAUACAAAUCAAAGCAGGUACGAAGGAGGACAUCCUGAACAAACUGCGCUACUUGUCAAAGGCGCAAUGCGUAGUGAUAUUGGCUCGUACAUCUGUGAAUUGCAAAAUUCAAUUGGGUCCGAUGCAUCGGACAACGAAAUUAUUGUGGAUGUUCAAUACGUGCCAACUGUAAAAAUAGAAAUGGAGCCAGACUCGCCACUAAUAGAAAAUAAUGAAUCAAAUGUUACUCUAUACUGUAAUGUGGAGCAAGGUAAUCCAUCAACUCUGUUGAAGGUUAGAUGGUUUUUGGACGGACAGUUAUUAAAAGAACUGCCCGAAUGCGAUUCCAAUGAAAACGACGAAGAUAAUUUGUGUGAAAUAGAUCCAAGUAAAAUGUUGCUACAGAAUGUCGGAAGAGAUUUUCAUGGCAAUUACUCAUGCGAGGGAUUCAAUGGAGCUGGAUGGGGUGAGGUUAGCAAUGAAGCUGAACUUGUUGUUUUCUACGAACCAGGCAACGCGUCAUUGGCGUUCUACCCUCCAAUACCUAUCAAAAGGAAAAGUGUUACAUUUACUUGUUCUGUCGAUGAUCCUGGCAACCCAUCUGCUACGAGAUAUCGAUGGUUGCGAGGCAACAAACCAGUUAUGGAUGUAGUCACGGCGCAGUGGACCGUUGAUCCCGUCGGCUUAGAUUCCCGUACAAACUUUUCCUGCUACGCUCAUAACGAAGGCGGCGAUGGCAAUCCAACGACAAUCCUGCUCGACGUACAUGCACCACCUGCCUUCAUUCAAAAGCUCCACCCAUACACCGGUGCUUUGUACUCGGCAAAAAAUGCUUCUCUGUCGUGUCGAGUUGAAUGUGUACCUAGUUGCUCCAUUUCUUGGUUCAAAGACGGCAAUGGCAUCGAGGAAAAUGAUCCGCAUUAUACAGUGAAAGAAACCUUCUUGCCUGCUGAUCCUUCAACAGGCGACUUCGAAUCAGUUUUAUCCGUAUUGUACUUUAACAUCACAGCAUGGCCGAAUGAAAAAUUAGACAUCUUCAAAGAUAAUGCAAAUUAUUCAUGUGUAUCAACACACAACUCAGUCGGUACCGGGGUUAGGAGUACGACGUUCUUCGGUGUUGAAUAUUCACCGGAAAAUAUAACUGUGUCCCAUCCGGAAGUUGAGGUAGAAGAAGGAGAGUUGCCUCAAAGGAUACUAUGUUCUGCAAAAGCAUAUCCAGAGCCCUCAUACAUUUGGAUUCGAAAUGAUGAAAUAAUAGCAAAGGGCAACGCCUUACUUGUGAACAAGCCAAUGCAACAUGCAGACGCUGGAGUGUACACUUGCAUCGCAAGGAAUAAGCACGGCAAUGGCAGUGCAAAUGCAAACAUUAAUAUUUUAUUUAAACCGAAUUGUACGAUUACACGACGCGAAGUCGAUGAUGAAGAGGGGUUAGUUUGCACUGCUGUCGGAAAUCCAUCAGAUGUUGAUUUCAUAUGGACGCUGAAAUCGGAAAACGAGUCACUUGAUGCUUCAAUUGCGAAAGAGCUCGAUAUAUCGUCUUCCUUCUUGCCUCUUGUUGAUGCUUUUGUCGAAGCCCGGACAUAUGUGUGUGUUGCAAACAAUACUGUUGGAAAAGGAACAUAUUGCGAAAUAGAAGUAGCUGGACAUUUGGCUUGGUGGCAAAAAUGGGAUCGUACAACAUUAUACAUCCUAAUAGGCUCCCUUAUUCUUUUAUUGGCUGUUGUAAUUAUUGUCUGUUUGAUAAUAAUAUGUGUUUGCCGUAAUCGAAGAAAGAGAGACAAAUACCACGACAAAUUGUAUGCACCGGGAGCAUUGACGGAUCCUGGCGAAUAUGAGAAUCUACCAUUUCAUGGACUCCAGAGUGCACCUAAUAAGCCACUAUCUGAUUUAGCCGAUGACCUUGUUUAUGCCGAUUUGAAUGACACGGAUGCUAAUUAUGGACCGAUCAAUUACAAAGCAGCUUCAAUCUAUGCACUUGUUAAGAAGACAAAGGCAGGUGAUUUGAAGGAAACGUCAACAUAGAUGAUGAUAAUGAUGAUGAAAAUAAUCAAAACUAGUCAGAAGAAAUGAACGAAACGAAUCCUGCCAAAGAAAAAAAAAAAUAAACGAACAAAUUGUCGAGAAAAGUUAUAUGAGGCGCUGUGAUACUCAUGCUUUGUGUAAAAAUUGUCGAUUUAAAUUUAUUACACAUUUUCAAUGCUCAUGUUUCUCACAUCGAUUUUGUGCCUUUUUUGUUGUAAUAAAUAAUUAUUUAUCUAUAUUGUAUAUCUAAAAAAAUUUAUGUUAAAUUUAAUCGAUUUUA
Molecule: messenger RNA, 3980 nt
Organism: Culicoides brevitarsis
Lineage: Eukaryota; Metazoa; Arthropoda; Insecta; Diptera; Ceratopogonidae
Product: hemicentin-1
Exons: 14
Coding region: 512-3700 (1062 amino acids)
Source: RefSeq, a predicted model, not a curated record